Molecule: messenger RNA, 1067 nt
Organism: Ectocarpus siliculosus
Lineage: Eukaryota; Phaeophyceae; Ectocarpales; Ectocarpaceae
Source: the annotation of a GenBank genome assembly
AUGCAUCAUGGACCGCGCCGGGUGUUCAUGGAGCAUGACGUGGCGUACAUGAUCGGCUUCCGGACGGGUGCGCUCUCAUCACCGGGGUCGUUGCUCUCCUUCCGUGGGCUCAGCGCGGCAGCUGCUGCCUCGUUCGCGCCGCCCUUGAGGCUCAACAACCUUGCUCCAAACGAUGGGGCCAGGAGAGAUCGCAAGCGCGUUGGCAGGGGCAACGGCUCGGGCACUGGGAAGACGUGCGGCAAGGGGCACAAGGGCUCCAAGGCGCGCAAGGGGACUAAGAGGAUAGGGUUCGAGGGAGGCCAGACUCCUUUCCACCGAAGGAUUCCCAAGCGUGGGUUCAAGAAUGGGGCCGAUGAGUCGUUCGAGACCGUGUCGGUGGACCGCAUUUACAUGUACAUCGCGAUGGGGCGCCUUCGACCGAACGACGCCUGCCUGAUUUCGAUGAAGGACCUCCAGGACGCCGGCAUCGUUCAAGACAUCAAGUUUGGGGUGAGACUUGUCGCCGGGGCCAAGAAGAACUCGGUGCUUGGCCACAACAGCCCUCACCGCCUAACCGGAGCGACAGGAGAUGCGACCGGGGCUGAGAACGAGGUGGCCAGGGCAGCAUCGGAGGCAACAAAGGGGGCGAAGUCACUUCCGCCCGUCCACCUGGAGGUUAGCCGCGCCUCCGCGGGCGCGAUAGAGGCGGUCGAGGCGCAAGGGGGCACCGUGACUUGCGCCCAUUUCAACCGCUUGGCUCUCCGGGCGCUGCUCAAGCCCGAGAAGUUCGAGGAGCUCCCGAGGAGGGCACGCCCGCCGCCGCGCCUGAUGCCGUUCUUCCUCGACCACGGCCGACGGGGAUACCUCGCUCCCGACGUGCAAAUGCGCAACCUCAAGCUCUUUGGCGCCCCCACCACGGAACCGAGGCCUUCCAUGCCGGAGAUAGAAGAAUAGGACCAUAGCGACCGGCAGUUUACGUGUGGCAAAGGGAGAUGGGAACGGAAACAACAGCGGAAGGAAGCAACGGCAUCUGGGGCAUGAACGGAAAAGGCGGUGUCGGCUGUACCCCAUGUUUUUUUUUUCUUCUG